CGACAGCGCCACUGGCAGCUACCUUCACUGCUGUCUCCUCAGCAUCAGUCGCAUCACUAGGCUAUCCGACACCAACACUAACUUCAAGUAGUCUGGAAACGCACAGCACUUAUCGUGCAUGUUAUCAUCCAGAGUCAAAAUUCUUCUCACUUGGUGCAGCGAGAAUGGUAUCCAAAUCGAUCCUAGAAUACAAGUUCGGGAAAGUAGAAACCAUCAAGAGUUAGCCGGUAGGACGGAAAGUUCCUGCAGUACCUCCUCGCGCGAUCGCGGAAUUAGCGUGUACUCACUCGAACACCUCAUUGAUUGUUCCUGUUCCCUCGUACGCAUUCCGAAGGCAACUAUUCUCUCAACAAAGUCAUGCUUCUUCUCUCAGGACAUUACCUCUGCGCCGUAUGGCCAUGCUGCGCAUCUUGCAUUGGCUCUCGCCCUGUAUGGUGAGAUUUUGCGAGGCCAAGAUUCCAAAUGGUUCGGAUACCUCCAGAGCCUGCCGCGGGAAAUUGUCGAUAUAGCCAUAUUCUGGGGUGUCAAGGACGUUAUCGACUUCAGGUCCUGUGUGUGCUCAAACCGCGGACGCACAGCUCCUUCGCAAAGUGCCAUUGGAGCCGCUUGCUCCAGUGCGGAAUUUCCCGAGUGUGCUACGUCUCUCCAAUACCUAGACGGUAAGCGAGCUCGGAUGUGGCUUUCCUGUGCAGGAGCCAAAAUGGAGCUAGAUGGCCUGACGGAUGAAAUACGUCAAUACUACGUCUCUAUCGUGGAACCCACGCUACACGCAGCCUUUGGCAGACUUCGGGAAGCGGAGGCCGAGCACAAUGUCAAUGUGAUAUCAGGAGAUGGGAUUCCACGUCUCGAUGAAUGCAGCAAUGAGUCGAACUCAGUGGAACCCUCGCUGCCUGGGUUCUGUCACGCUUACUCCCUCGUGUCUUCCCGCGCGUUUUUGGUGGACGCGUAUCAUGGUCUUGCGAUGGUGCCCAUUGCUGAUGCAUUCAAUCACACCAACGAGAAUCAUGUGCAUAUGGAGAGCGACUUUGAUGUCUGUGUCGAAUGUGGAUCUCUAGCGGAGUGCGACCAUGAUCACGAAACCACCCAUGCCGUUCCUGCCCGAGGGGCCUGUUCGCUUCCUGGAGUCCCCAAACCUGAUCCGACGCUUGAGAUUGAUACCCUUGACAUGUGUUCUGUUAAGCCCAUUCUACCUCACUCUGAGGUAUUCAACACAUACGGAUCGCUCUCAAACGCCGAGCUCAUUUCCAGGUACGGCUUCACCCUGCCGGAGAACGAGCACGAUAUCGUUAGUUUAGGUUACGGCUCCUUCUCCGCCUUCAUCAACAACCUUAUAGGUGUUGUACACUCUUCCGCCGACGGUAGUAACGAUGCCGACACGCAGGGGCGUUUAAAGAUCAGAAACUUUAGUUUGCCUGACUGCGGCGUAUUGGGUGAUGAGCGCGGGAUAGCAGACGACUUUGCGAGCCUAUUCUUACGAAUAUAUUCGCAUCUUGCCAGUCUGUGGACCACUGAACCCAGAUGGGACGAAGCAGGUGACACUGGAAUGGUCUAUAAUGCUUCCUCAGUCUCGUCACCAUGGUCUCUACGGGAUGAUCCAGAUUCUGCUCUUCCCGAAGCUUUCAACAUCAAUUCCGAGGGAAAGCUGACGCAUACCCUGUGGCUUUUCUGCGUUCUUUUUGCUACCUGCAUAUGCUCGCCAGAAAUCAUGACAAAUUUUGCCCACUCGAUUGUUUCGAGUGACAAUGAGCCUACGCGCCAAUCGUUUGUGGAAGACGUGAAACGGUACCUCGUGGAUGUGCAGAACUAUGUCGACAAUGCCACGGAAACGGGAGAUGAUGACGAAGAAGUCUCUAUCUCUGCACGUUCGGACACCCCCUCGGAUGAUCGGGACGAUCCCUUCAUUCAUGUCACUCAAAACCAUAUGACAACCGAAACCGACGCAGGCGGAAUAUCCAUGAACGAAAACAAUGUUCAUGCCAGCGCGCAAGAUAGUGCCUGUUUCAUAUCUAGUCUCCAUGCGCCAGCCAGCAGGUCUCUGGGUCUCGACCUUCCCAGUGGGAUCAGAGCCGGUGGGGACGCAUGUUUCCUUGCCCGUGCGUACCACACAAAUGUGCCUUCGGUACCUUCAAGCACAUCACAAGCGAUGGUCUGGAGCAGUCCGCGAAGAAGAUCUAGUGUGGUGGAGGAGCGGCCCCCAAAACGUUUACGGCACUCAAGUCCCCAUACCGUGGUUAGUCAGGAGGAUCUGCCCUUGGAUAUAUAUGGAAAAUCAAAGCGUACAGCCGCACCCAUUGAAGAAACAAUCAGCACCGGAAAUUUAACUGCCAUCGCAGGACGCGGACGGGCGACGCACACCCAUCGGGUAGCACAAACGCUUGCUCUUAUCGUGGUACACCUUUGCCAGCACGAUACCGGUUCCGCGCACAUAUCCGAUGUGAACGCUGAUAAUUUGACUGCAGCGGAACUUGGAGAGCUUUUAGAUGUAACACCGAUGCAUAUGCAUCGGACCCGAGCGGCGGUGCUACUAGCGCUGAGCGAGAAGUCUAUUCUGGAGAGCUGCGCAUCCACUUGGGGUGCAGUCCUGGAGAACAUUCCAGACAACAUUAACGAGGAGUGACAACGCAAACUCUAGCGGAACUUGCAGUUGACGAUAAGGAAGCUUCUGUGUGGGCAAGUACGUCCGUUGCUUGUAUUUGGCAAGAGAGCAGCAUGAUAUGACAAUAUCCGUCGCUCGCUGGAGAUAAUACGGCGGGGAGUGGGGGUUGACAAAUUCUAAUUCAAUAUUGACAUGAUCAACUCCCUACGCGAUGC
Messenger RNA from Suillus clintonianus, 2811 nucleotides. RefSeq lists its product as uncharacterized. Gene Ontology annotation, molecular function: protein-lysine N-methyltransferase activity. The record is from RefSeq and is a predicted model, not a curated record. NCBI's taxonomy places the organism in Eukaryota, Fungi, Basidiomycota, Agaricomycetes, Boletales, Suillaceae. The coding region runs from base 119 to 2617 and encodes 832 amino acids. The transcript has 11 exons. Gene Ontology annotation, cellular component: nucleus. Gene Ontology annotation, biological process: peptidyl-lysine monomethylation.